This is a messenger RNA of Octopus bimaculoides (California two-spot octopus), 1561 nucleotides long. RefSeq lists its product as uncharacterized. The record is from RefSeq and is a predicted model, not a curated record. Lineage: Eukaryota; Metazoa; Mollusca; Cephalopoda; Octopoda; Octopodidae.
UGAACGCUUCUUUACAAACAAAGCGUCUAAUUUCUUUGUCGUGUUAUUGUGUUUGAUUAUAUUUGUUAUUUUAAAUGGUUUAAAGACCGCAGGGACUGGGUUCUCUUUGCUGUGUAACAAUGUCACAGUUUUUCUCGAACCAGCUGCUCUUGAUGUUAUUUGCCUGCUAUUUCAUCAAGAAAUCGUAUUCGAUAGCUUCUAAGAGCAGGACAUAUUUUGCCAAAAUUAAUGAACAAGUAGAAAUCGUAUAUGAAUUUUACGAUGGUGAAAAACUACGUGAGUGGGUUGUUAGUGGGCUCUCAUUGGGUAAUUGUUCUUUCACCAGACCACUUGAGGACGAUUCAUUCAAGAUCAAUAGUAUUUCUUGUAGUACAGCCACUUCAACUCUGAAAUUGACGCUCCUUGCAAACAAGAGACUGACUUUUAUUUGUUUCACUAAUUCAUGUAGUCCGACACCAUUUGUAGUAGAACCAAUGCAUAAUGGAGGUGAGACUAAUCUUGAAUCGCUGAGUGGAUCAUCACAAGCUUUCACGGAGAGAAAUUUCACACUGGUUUGCGAUAUUGGUGACAGUCCUGAAGUUAGAUGGUAUCUCCGAAAAAGUGGAAUGCUUUUAGCAACGUUUAUUAAUUGCGAGAGAAUGCCUGGAACUAUUUCAAGAUUUUACAGCCCUACACGCUUCGCCUGCAAUCUAAUCUCGAAGAAAUCUACUAUCGAGUUUGGGCCCGUAAAUCUGAAGGAUGGUAACUUUACUAUUGUAUGCACAACUAAUAACCAUGGAAGCGAAUUCAAAGUUACAACAAUCGACAGUAGAAAUUUGACUGUUUAUGAUGCUGGCACUAUAACAGUUACAGGUGAUCGCGUCGCAACACUUUUAUGCCCUUUAGAAGAGGGAGACGCACUGUCAAUGUGGAAAGGAAAUGAUUCCAUUAUAGGUAACUGCUCUGGAGGAUUCCAACCCGUUCACUCACAAUACGAAACAAUGGAUAUAACAUGUGCUCCUGGUGGUUCAAUUCUGAAAUUGUUUCUUCCCUCUAAUACAACGGAACUGGAUGUCCAGUGUGAAAGUUACAGUAAGAAAAGAAGAGUAUAUAAAUUAAUACACAAAGAAGGCUUUAAAGUGGAGAAUAUAGUUAUAAUUAUUCUGGCUAUUAUCCUGUUGCUUAUCUUCAUCGCUAAUUUCGUGUGUUUCAUGACUAAACCCGGACGGGAGUUCUGUAUUCAGCAGGCGCUGUUAAGUACGACCAAUGAUCCAGAUUUUGAGAGCGUUACAGAGGACUCAGAUAAGUCAGAUACCAGUAAAAAUAUGUGAAGGGAUCCCGCCUUUAGGCAUUACACUAAACUGGUUCUUUCUCCUGAGAACUUCGACUCCUUGGAAUUCCCUCCAUGCACACGUUUUGCUGCUGUCGACUGACAACUAUUGAAGAGGAAAGUUUCCCCACGUCAUUAUCUCCGGUCUUCGAUGUCCUACGUAACAAUACAAUCAUCCAAUAACAAAAAAGUCAUAAAAAGAAAACGAAAUUUCAACUUCAAAUUAUAUAAACAUGUAUAUGUUUUGCUUAA